Molecule: messenger RNA, 728 nt
Organism: Drosophila sulfurigaster albostrigata
Lineage: Eukaryota; Metazoa; Arthropoda; Insecta; Diptera; Drosophilidae
Gene: HmgD
Product: high mobility group protein D
Exons: 3
Coding region: 208-507 (99 amino acids)
Molecular function (GO): transcription cis-regulatory region binding
Source: RefSeq, a predicted model, not a curated record
ACACGCACUCAUCUUAAGCAGCAGCCCUCUGCCAGCGUCGACUGCAUGGCGCUCUUUCGUCUCUUCUCGCAGCUGCUUCGGUUUUCGUUAUACCAGUAGUUGCUGAGUCCGUACAGUUGAAAUCGAGCAACACAAGAAAGAGCUCUAGCUUAUAGCAAAUUAAUUUAAUAUCGUCUACUACUUAAAACACACAGUUUAAUUUUGAAAAUGGCCGACAAACCAAAACGCCCGCUCUCCGCUUACAUGCUGUGGCUGAACAGCGCUCGUGAGUCGAUCAAACGCGAGAAUCCCGGCAUCAAAGUUACCGAAGUUGCCAAGCGUGGUGGUGAAUUAUGGAGAGCAAUGAAGGAUAAGUCGGAGUGGGAGGCAAAAGCAGCCAAGGCCAAGGACGAUUACGAUCGUGCCGUCAAAGAUUUUGAGGCUAACGGCGGCAGCAGUGCUGCCAAUGGCGGUGCCAAGAAACGUGCAAAGCCCGCGAAAAAAACAAGCGAAAAAGAGCAAACGUGAUGAUUCCGAGGACGAUGAUGACGAUGAAAGCGAGUAGAUUGAUUGAUCUUCAGACCCCAGUCAAAUAAUAAUAAAAAAAAAAUUGCAAAAAAUAAAAAAAAGCAAACAUAUAUGUGAAGUGUGGUGGAUCGAGUCAUUGCAUUUUCUCAACAAAUUAUACCCACCACAAUCACACCACACCACAAGCUCCCCUACACAUACAUACGAAACACACACCAACA